This is a messenger RNA of Labeo rohita (rohu), 2043 nucleotides long. Its product is annotated as acyl-CoA dehydrogenase family member 11. Gene Ontology annotation, molecular function: oxidoreductase activity, acting on the CH-CH group of donors. NCBI's taxonomy places the organism in Eukaryota, Metazoa, Chordata, Actinopteri, Cypriniformes, Cyprinidae. Bases 189 to 2039 code for a protein of 616 amino acids. The record is from RefSeq and is a predicted model, not a curated record. The transcript is spliced from 15 exons.
GCCUACGCUCACGGACAGUUGACUCGAGCAGUUUGGAAGAAUCGACUCCUUCAGUGAAUCGCCAAUAAUUCAGUAGCUGGUCUCAGUUAGAAAGAGUCGGCUCUUUAAACGAAUCAGAUUUCAGUCAGUCGUUGUUUUAGUUUGUUCGUCCCGUUUCGAGACGCGGAACACGCAGGAUCGUCUCAGCGAUGGCAGUUCGGGUGUGUUGCCGUGGUAACCGUUUGGCCCUGCACCUGCUCAGUAGGAGUGUGUCUCACAGCAGCGUGUCCAUGGAGUCCGUCGACGAGCUGGACUCACACACGCGCGCGCUGUUUUCCCGCUCCGCCAUAGGAACGUUCUUCCAGGAGCGACCGCUGCUCACAAACCCGUUUACCCAGGAUGCACUUCUCCGAGCCUACCUGCGGCGCCACCUACCUGAGCAGGAGGUGGAGCGGGAUCUCCUGCGCUUCGGCGAACGUCUGGUCGCCGAGAUCGACGCGCUGGGCCGGCAGUGUGAGCUGAAGCCGCCCGUCCUGCAGCACUACGACGCCUGGGGGAGACGCGUGGACCGCAUCCUCACCUGCGACGCCUGGACGCGCCUUAAACGCAUCUCUGCGCAGGAAGGCCUGGUGGCGGCGGGAUACGAGAGGACGUACGGGGACUGGAGUCGUGUGUAUCAGAUGAGCAAGAUGUACCUGUUCGCGCCGUCUGCCGGACUCUACACCUGCCCACUGGCCAUGACGGACGGAGCUGCUAAAGUCAUCGAGUCUUUAGGAGUGCCGGUCAGAGAAGCGUUUGAGCGUCUGACCACACGCGACGAGAAGAGGUUCUGGACGUCAGGACAGUGGAUGACCGAGCGCAGGGGAGGAUCUGACGUCUCCAGUGGUACGGAGACGGUUGCCAGGCGACAGCAGGACGGAUGGUUCAAGCUUUAUGGCUUUAAGUGGUUCACGUCGGCCACAGACGCUGAUAUGACGCUCACGCUGGCCCGCAUCACAGACCAGCACGGACGCAGCACAGCGGGCAGCAGCGGUCUGUCUCUGUUCCUGGCUGAGGUGUGGGACGCCGACGGCUCGUCUAACGGGGUCGAGGUUCAGCGGCUGAAGGAUAAACUGGGCACGCGGCAGGUGCCGACAGCCGAGCUGCUGCUGGACGGCACGAACGCUCAGCUGCUGUCAGAGGAAGGUCGCGGCGUCGCCUCCAUCGCUAACAUGUUGACUAUAACGCGCAUCUACAACGCGGUGUGCGCGGUGGGCGCCAUGAGGAGGAUCAGUCAUCUGUGCAGGGAAUACGCAUGCAAGCGCUCUGCAUUUGGGAAGCUGCUGAAGGAUCAUGCGCUGCAUGUGCAAACACUCAGCAGACUGGAGGUGGAGACUCGCGCCGCAUUUCUGCUCACGAUGGAAGUGUGUCGUCUGCUGGGCCGCGAGGAGAACAGAAGCGCUAGCGACAGAGACACGCUCCUGCUGCGGCUGCUGACGCCCGUCGCAAAACUCUACACCGCUAAACAGGCGGUGUGUGUCGUGUCUGAGGGGUUGGAGUCGUUCGGCGGUCAGGGCUACAUCGAGGACACGGGCCUUCCCUCCAUGCUGCGCGACGCUCAGGUGUUGAGUAUAUGGGAGGGAACCACUAAUGUUUUGUCUCUGGAUGUUCUCCGCUCCAUCGCUAAGUCGUCUGGGUCGGUUCUGCGGGCCUUCUUCACCGACGUCAAUGAGCGUUUGCUGGCGGCCGACGCGUCUGCCGCUCUGCGUCCGGCCGUCGCGUCUCUCUGCGCGUCGCUCUCCGGUUUAGAGCGUUUCACUCGGGCGGCGGCGUCUCGACCCGCGGGAACUCUGGAGCUGUCAGCUCGAGACCUGUCCUACAGCCUCGCACGCAUUUACAUGGGAGCGCUGCUGGUGGAUCACGCCGCGUGGGAGAAAGCAACGCACACCGACGUCUACGCCGCUCUCAGGUGGUGUGAACAGGAUUUGUGUCCAGUGGUCAGUGGAGACUCCGUCGGUUGUUAUGAUCCGCAGACAGCGGCGAUGGACACGGCUCUGGUGUACGACGGCCUGAAGCCCUGAGAAA